Messenger RNA from Carassius auratus (goldfish), 1500 nucleotides. Its product is annotated as putative thiamine transporter SLC35F3. Gene Ontology annotation, cellular component: membrane. The annotation marks the transcript as partial. The record is from RefSeq and is a predicted model, not a curated record. Lineage: Eukaryota; Metazoa; Chordata; Actinopteri; Cypriniformes; Cyprinidae. The transcript has 6 exons.
GGGAGGACCGGCCAAGGGAGAACAUUGUGGGCACUGCCGAUGGACAGGCGAUGGUGGCCGGAGCAGGGGCGGAGUCAGGGGCAGGGAAGCAGAGAUUAAACUGCUGUGUGCGAGUGACAGCCGUCCAAGUGCGAAAAGCAAUAUGGGGCGUGGCCAUGGUGAUAUGCGUGUGCUCGUCAUGGGCAGGCUCCACCCAGCUGGCCAAGCUGACCUUCAAGCAGUACGACGCACCGUUCACUCUCACAUGGUUUGCCACCACGUGGAACUGCCUCUUCUUUCCUCUGUAUUACAUCGGCCAUCUGUGCAAGAGUCCUGAGAGACAGACGCCAAAACAGAGGUUUAGAGAGUGUUGUCGGUUCUUCGGGGACGAUGGACUGACGGCAAAGGUGUUCUUCACUAAAGUGGCCCCUUUCGGCCUACUGUGGAUUAUGACGAACUACCUUUACCUUCAGGCUCUGAGAAAGAUCAACAGCACCGAUGUAUCGGCCCUCUUCUGCUGUAACAAGGCCUUCGUCUUUCUCUUGUCCUGGAUCGUGCUGCGGGAUCGCUUCAUGGGUGUCAGGAUUGUUGCUGCCAUUCUGGCCAUCGCUGGAAUCGUGAUGCUGACCUACGCUGAUGGCUUUCACAGUCACUCUGUUAUCGGCAUAACGUUUGUAGUGGCCUCUGCAUCUGCCUCUGCCCUCUAUAAGGUGCUUUUCAAGCUUGUUUUGGGCAGUGCCAAGUUUGGAGAGGCGGCUCUGUUUCUGACCAUUGUAGGUGGUGCAAACUUUGUCUUAUUGAGCUUUGUGCCAGUCAUACUGUACUUCACACAUGUUGAGUACUUCACAUCCAUAGCUGAUCUUCCCUGGGCCUACCUGUGUGGAGUAGCUGGACUCUUACUAGCGUUCAAUAUUUUGGUGAAUUUUGGCAUUGCCAUAACAUACCCUACCCUGAUUUCACUUGGCAUUGUGUUGAGUGUCCCAGUCAAUGCAAUGGUGGACCUGUACACUUGUGAUAUCCACUUCAACACAGUGCGACUCAUCGCUGUGUUCAUCAUCUGUCUGGGCUUCCUGAUGCUGCUGUUACCGGAGGACUGGGAUCAGUGUUUGAUUGAGCUCGGCACCAAACUCAGAAAGCGGGAGCAACCUGUAGAGCCGGCUGAGACUGCAAACAGCUCAGGACUCAACUGGACCCGACGGGCCAGGACCUCCAUGUCCACAUUUUCCCACUGACACGCAUUUAACUUUUCCCGUUCAAAAUCCAGUGACUGGACGAUGCUGGAAAGAGCAUUCGUUCCAUAAUAUUUCUCAUUCAACGAGGCUCCAUAUGCCAUAAUUUACCAUCAUGCACGUUACAACAGAAGCUUUCCGAAGGCAAAUAAUGUUUUUUAGUUCUCCCAACUGUAAGUGGAUUUGAACAAUGACUUGGGUCUUUUAUUUGAAACUCAAGAGCGGGGGUCUCAAACUACUAACAUACGGGCCAUUGGGUAUAUAGUUUAUCUUUAAAAGCAGCCCAUAAAUC